Messenger RNA from Falco peregrinus (peregrine falcon), 8904 nucleotides. It is a transcript of the gene RPS6KA6, whose product is annotated as ribosomal protein S6 kinase A6. The transcript has 21 exons. Gene Ontology annotation, molecular function: magnesium ion binding; ATP binding; ribosomal protein S6 kinase activity. Bases 1747 to 3678 code for a protein of 643 amino acids. Gene Ontology annotation, biological process: protein phosphorylation. The record is from RefSeq and is a predicted model, not a curated record. Lineage: Eukaryota; Metazoa; Chordata; Aves; Falconiformes; Falconidae.
UUGAAAUGCUAGUGUGUUUACCUGCAUUAGAUUCCUGCCAUGUGUUUAAAAAAAACAAAUAAAAAUGAAAUGUACAUCUUUCCUAUGAAUAUGUAUAUGCAUAGUCAACAGGAUGGAUGGAUGAAAUGAAGUUGGGAUGUCUACACUGUAUCAUCAGUGUAUGUCAGCGUUUUUUUGUCAACAAAAAGGGAAAUAAACUAUCUUGGAGUGUGAAUUAAUGAAUUAACUUUGUUAUUCAGCAGUAUCUUCUGUUAAUACCUACCUUUGCAUGGGAAGCAGGCGGGACAGGCCUUUUCCACAAAGAGGGAAGUAAGAGAUGUAGGGGAGGGGAAGGGACUCGUGCAGUAACAGCUGGACUGCAGUUUGUGACUAUACUGAGAUGUUAGUUUGAAUUCUUUCUUUCUUCCUUCCUCUGGACAAACAAAACAAUUAAGGCAGAGACGGUUAAUACAGUGCGAUGAUUACCCCUGCUCACUUUUUAGUUAUUACUGUAAGUAUGUACGCAUUUAGGUGAUCAGAUUUCUACCCUGAAUUUCUGUGUAAACCCACAUAGAGGAUUUCAUCCAGGUACUUCUGUAUCGUCUGGUAACGCUGAUCACAAGUUUUAAUGCGUGGUCCUGGGCAGCAAGACUUUCUGUCUGUAGUCAGCGUGACUGUAGUCUGAUGUUCUCCCCUAAAGCCAACUGUUUCAUCCAGCGGCUGGGUCUUUUUCUGGUGCUGUUCAUACUUGCCGUUGCAGGAGAGCAGUGUACUGUGGGCUGGUAGGGUGUUUUUCUGGUCUCCACUAAGAGAAGCUUUCAAGACGAAGACCUAAAGGGAGGACAGGAGGACAGUUAAUAAUCAUCUGGGUACCCUAAAAGGAAAGUACUGCAGAUCAGAUGGGAUUUUCUGUUGUAAUUGGCUUCUUGUAUUUGCUGUGUACAAGAAGUUGGUAUUCUUGACAGGGCUGAGGGGUGCCGCUCUUUUUUCACAUACAAGCAGAGGUUGCUGUUGUAGGCCUUGGCACACAGGUUUUAUUUUCAAGGAUACUUUUUUUUUUUACAUCUCACUUGUUUUCGCUCACAGAAACUUCUCUUACACCAUAAAAGCUGCAACAAGUCAUCUGAUUUGUUUUCAUCAUGAACGUUUGUCUUUUCACAAUUGUAGCUGCUGUGCCCUGCUUUUCUAAUGAGAGUAAAAGGAAGAAGUCAACAGAACACUGAAUCUUUUACCUACCUCAGAAUUACUCUCAGCUUUUUGAAGGAUGUUUCCACACAGGGUAGUCUUUCCAUGAGCUCUGCACCCCAGAGUUGUGUUUCUUCUGUUGGAUGCAAGAAUUGUCAGAGUUCUUAAGAUGACUCAUAUCUUAUUUACGGUCUUCAAAUGAUACAUGUUCCUCUAGCUACAAGUGGAUGACCAUAUUUAUUAUUUGCUGCUGUGAAAAGCAAUAAUUACCUAAAAAUGAUGAAAUUCAAUUUAGCUUUCAUUAAGACUAUUUCAGGAAAGGGAAAGAUGAGAAGAGUAAUCACUGGGAAAACUAAAGGCUGCUAAACAGAGGUGAAGCACAGAGGGAUCAUCUUGUACAGAUCUUUAAACUGAGAUGAAGGAAGUGUGAAAGAAAUUCCUAUUACACACCAUGUGAAAGAAGGAUGUGAGAAAGCAGAUCCAGCACAGUUUGAAUUACUUAAGGUUCUUGGACAGGGAUCAUUUGGAAAGGUCUUCCUCGUACGGAAAAUAAUUGGUCCUGAUGCUGGGCAACUUUAUGCAAUGAAAGUACUGAAAAAAGCUUCUUUAAAAGUUCGGGAUAGAGUUCGUACAAAAAUGGAGAGAGAUAUAUUAGUAGAAGUAAAUCAUCCAUUUAUCGUCAAACUGCACUAUGCCUUUCAGACUGAAGGGAAGCUAUAUUUAAUAUUGGAUUUUCUCAGGGGAGGAGAUGUAUUCACACGAUUAUCCAAAGAGGUUAUGUUUACAGAGGAAGAUGUGAAAUUCUACCUCGCAGAACUGGCCCUUGCUUUGGAUCACCUUCACAGCUUGGGAAUUGUAUACAGGGACCUGAAGCCAGAAAACAUUUUGCUUGAUGAAGCAGGACAUAUCAAGUUAACAGACUUUGGACUCAGCAAAGAAUCAGUAGAUCAAGAGAAGAAGGCCUAUUCUUUCUGUGGUACUGUAGAAUACAUGGCACCUGAAGUAGUAAACAGGCGAGGGCACAACCAGAGUGCUGACUGGUGGUCCUUUGGUGUUCUCAUGUUUGAAAUGCUUACUGGUACACUACCAUUUCAAGGUAAAGAUCGAAAUGAAACUAUGAAUAUGAUACUCAAAGCGAAACUUGGAAUGCCUCAGUUCCUCAGCCCUGAAGCACAAAGUCUUUUGAGGAUGUUGUUUAAAAGGAACCCAUCGAAUAGAUUAGGAGCUGGUUCAGAUGGAGUUGAAGAAAUCAAGAGACAUCCUUUUUUUUCUACUGUUGACUGGAAUAAACUGUUCAGAAGAGAAAUUCAGCCCCCGUUUAAACCUGCUUCUGGAAAGCCGGAAGAUACCUUCUGUUUUGAUCCAGAAUUCACAGCAAAAACACCAAAAGAUUCGCCAGGAGUCCCACCUAGUGCGAAUGCACAUCAGCUCUUCAAAGGAUUUAGUUUUGUGGCAACUACUACUGUAGAAGAUCAUAAACUAUCACCACUCACCAAUAUACUGCCAAUAGUACAGCAACUUCAUGGAAACAGCGCCCAGUUUACUGAUGUGUAUGAACUGAAGGAGGAUAUUGGUGUUGGUUCCUACUCUGUUUGCAAGCGAUGUAUACACAUAGCUACCAACAUGGAGUUUGCUGUAAAGAUAAUUGAUAAAAGUAAGAGGGAUCCUUCGGAAGAAAUUGAGAUUCUCAUGCGUUAUGGACAACAUCCAAAUAUUAUUACCUUAAAGGAUGUGUAUGAUGAUGGUAGAUUCAUAUACCUUGUCACUGAACUGAUGAAAGGAGGAGAGCUGCUUGAUCGAAUCCUCAGACAGAAGUUCUUCUCGGAACGAGAGGCUAGCGCUGUGUUAUACACUAUAACAAAGACUGUGGACUACCUGCACUGCCAAGGAGUAGUGCAUCGAGACCUUAAACCUAGUAAUAUUUUAUAUACGGAUGAUUCAAAUAAUGCUGAUUCUAUCAGAAUUUGUGAUUUUGGAUUUGCAAAACAGCUUCGAGGAGAAAAUGGAUUACUUCUAACUCCAUGCUACACUGCAAACUUUGUUGCACCAGAGGUUCUCAUGAGACAGGGAUAUGAUGCUGCUUGUGACAUAUGGAGCUUGGGUGUUCUUCUUUACACAAUGUUGGCAGGCUAUACUCCAUUUGCCAAUGGUCCCAACGAUACUCCAGAGGAGAUCCUGGUACGGAUAGGCAGUGGAAAAUUCUCUUUAAGUGGAGGCAACUGGGACACUGUUUCAGAUGCAGCAAAGGACUUGUUAUCACAUAUGCUUCAUGUAGAUCCGCAUCAGCGAUAUACAGCAGAGCAAGUACUAAAACAUUCAUGGAUAGCCUGUAGGGACCAGUUGCCACAUUAUCAACUAAACAGGCAAGAUGCACCACAUCUAGUAAAGGGAGCCAUGGCUGCUACAUAUUCUGCACUGAAUCACAAGACAUUUCAGCCAGUGUUAGAGCCUGUUGCAGCCUCAAGUUUAGCUCAGCGACGGAGCAUGAAAAAGCUAACAUCAACAGACUUAUAGAUCCACUGGGACACCUUAGCAAACAGAAGCAAGGGGAAAAUCCAAUAAGUGGCUCUAUUUUGCCUGACCUGUGAUCAAAAGGCAUCUAUGGUUUCCUGCUACACUACUUGAAUUCUGUAAAAGUCCUUUUUUAAAAAAGAAAAAAAAAUCCACAGGUUCAUACUGUGUUGUUUUACAGGCUGUAUCUGUUAAGUUAAUUUAAACAUCAGGUACACCAUAAUGGAUUUCUCUACAUUGUCCUUUAAGAAAUCUGUUGCAAAUAUUCUUUCACAUUCUGUAUAGUUUUGCUGGGUUCAUUUAAAAAAUAGUUUAGGGGACCGUUGCCAAUGACCAAGUUGUAUAUAAAGUGUCAGUGUAAGUUUUCUUUUCUUCACACCUUUAGACCCUGCUCUGAAGGACAAAUUCUUAAUUUUGUAAUUGGGCACUUAAUUCAUUCAACUUAAUUCAUUUAACUUGUUCAUUACUAUUAUGAGAAGCUGACUAAUGUAUUGUGCCAGUGUUAAAUGCAUUAGUGCUAAUUUGGAAGGCCUGUGUUUGCAUGGUGCCAGUAACUGAUAAGUUUAUGUGAAAACACAAACAAAAGGGAUGUGUAAGAUUCUGCACUUUACCUGUUAAACUUAAUUUGAUUGCUUGUGACGCAAAAGAAAUGCUGAUUAACAAAUGGCCUCUUACAGGAAAAAUGAACAUUUCUAGUUGUUUCUACAAAUGGUAUUGUGUCCUGCACCGAGCUGGAGAAAGUAAGUAUGUGUAUAAACUGUCAAAAUUAAGGAUCCUGGUAACGUUGGUACCACUUCAAAACAACGUCAUGCAAUCUAAUACUACUUGUUAUCUAUAUUGUCUAUCCAGUAGUACAAUGGCCAUGUUUCUGUUUCCUUGGCAGCCUUUUCCACUGAAUAUACCCAAUAUUAAGGCUUUUUGGCAUAGAAGACAAACUGACACUUUAUUAUAACAAACUUGGCACAUGGAUUUUAAUUUUUAUUUAUUUGAUUUUUAUAGAACAUUGCUUCUAUCUGAAUCUCUCGCUGCAUGUACAAAUAUUACAGAACAUAAAUGCAAAAUUCUGUUUGCCUAACUGUAGGGGUAGCUUGGGAAAAUAAAUAAGCCUUACAGUGUGCCCAGAUAAGGGAAUUCUGACCAAGAAAUUUCACAGUUACGGAGAAGAUACUGACAACACCCUGCUGCCAGUGCUCGCUCACCUUCUUGUCUUGGUGUUAGGACUUGAUGUUAGGUGUCAGCUGUUUCUAAAUGCUGUGAUGGAAAGAAAAUUAAUUCCAGGGCCAGAAUUAUCUUGGGGUUUUCAGUCUCAAAACCAGUGCUAACUGCUAGUAGAGUGGGAACUAAUGCGUUCAGAGAUGAUGAGCUUAGAAGUAUUUUCAAAAUUGUAGACACGACUGUGUGUGUACUGUCAUAGUAGGAUGAAAAUCUGAAGUGUAUUGGUGACCAGCGGUUUGGCUGUGUACAGUUAGAGAAUCCAAGUGACCAAAACUUACAUGUAAUUCAGACUGAUAUGCCAUAAUUGAUUUUUCUGUUCCAGAUACCUUUUGGUAGCCAAUUACAAGAUGCCAGUGAUGGCAGAAAUCAGUUGUUUGAGAUAGGAAAAAAAGCUUUCGGGAGACUUCUGGCCCAACUGCCAAGAGCGGUGGUAGUAACUCAGAUCUUAAAAGGCAGAGGGUGCUGGCUGGUUUUUGCUCAUACCUGUGAAGUACUUGGUGGCAUUGGAAGUACGGUUAGAUAAGCUGCUUUCUUUUGUUGUGGUGGGGGAAGAUGGAAAUUAUCUGGCAAAAUAGUUAGGUAUGAAUAUAUGUAGAUUUGAGACUUAACGAAUAUAGGAAACAUAGGUGUGCUAUUUGUAUGAUGCAGAACAUACCCCCUACUAAAUUUCUUGAGUGUUUGAUAGGUGUUGGAAGCUUUAGCGGCCAUUUGUGCCUAGUUUUGAGGUGCCUGUUUGAAAUGCUUGAAAGCUUAUCAAAGAACACAACUGCUUCCUGGAAAGCUUAUUGUUCAGUACAAAACGUGCCCCUUAUGCAGCUGGUUCAUCCUUCUUUUCAUUACUGAAGACCUUUGCCAGCAAGAAUGCCUGUAAACCUCUUGUCUACAGUCUGUUAGUAUAACUUUUUUGUAAAUUUAUAAAUGACUGCCAGAAGAAUUUGAAUUCACUCUUAAGGAAAAGAAAAAAUAAAUAGUGGUGGAAAUAAAGCCCCCCCCCCCCCCCCCCCGUCAAGGUAUAAUGUGGGUUGAAACAUUAAAAACUGUUGAGGAUAGAGGGUGAUGCGAGGCGUGGAAUACAACUGAAGUAUCAAAUUUGAAUUGUCUUCAGCUUUCCCGUAAGGUAGCAGCUGGUCUUUAAUGGCUUUAUUCAUGAAUCAUUUAACAGUGUUCACAUUGGUAUUUUCUUUUAGCUUGCUUAGAAGCACCUUAAAAGCAUUUUGCACAAAAGCAGUUGUAAGCAGCUGAAGGUACUUAAGUCCUUCUUGGCGUGCAACACAAAGGUGGUAAGAGUACACAAACAAGAUAGAUAUUCUGAUUCUCAGCAAAGAAUGUAAAACAUCUAUAAAGUUAUCCCUGCUGGUUUUAUAUCAUUACUACCCUUUAGUGCAAGUGCUAGUCCUGGGGGAAAAAGCAAGGUUUCAGUGACUGCAAUGUUACAAAGUUGUCUUAUCACAAGGAAAACACAUGGACAAACACCUUUGUUAUGUCUGACAGGCCAGUGUACCCUAGUAUGCCAAUUUUAAUCCUUAAUUUGGGGGUAAAAGUUCACUUGCUAUUAAUAUUUCAGCAUAUCAGUCUUCGAAACAUUAUGGUUAUGCAGGGAUACAAAAGAGUUCACUUGCGGUUUACUCUUACUGUAUAGUAUUUAAUGAUGAUACUCUGUGAUGCUUCUUUUUAAAUUUCUUGUGUAUUUCUCAUCUUUGCCCCCCCUGCCCCAACCUUGGGUUUUGUUCAGUUAAGCAGUUGUAUGUAAGCAGGAUGGUCUGCUCAUGUGUAAUCAGUUAAAUGUUUGAGACUGAAGAACGCUUAAUUUGAAUGUGCUCUUGACUGGAGUGAAAAGUUAAAUUGUUUCACUUUCCUAUCAUCUCCACACAGUUCAAGAUUAGAAACUAAUUAUGAUCUUACUGAUUUAUUUUUUUUAAUAAGUACAAUUUUUACAGAUACUUACAAAGAAAUAGGCACAUGUACUCUGUAUUUAGAGGAAUUUCCAGAGAACUAAUGAAUAUCUUAAAUUAUAUAAUUCUUUUGAUAUGGCUUCUGUUACUGCCAGCAAAAUACCUUCUACUCUGAUGUUUGGUAACGGCAAUUAUAAGUAAGUGCUAGUUCUUGAGUGCACGCAGAGCCUGAUGCAUUCUCACUGAUGGGAGCAGAUUCCCACAGAUGUCAGCGGGAGCAGGCUCACAGCGUUGUGCGGUUCUUUCACCCGUUGGUGAUUUGCAGUUUCUAUCUUCAGUUUGAUAAAAAGCGAGGAACUCUGUUGUAUUCCUGUUCUGUAUCCAAAACCUAUGCAGUGGCAUCGCUAUCAGCCAGUGGCGCCCAGCGAAGAGUGCCCGUACCGAACAGCAUCACCGCUGGUGGGUUCGUUUAAGCCACUGUUCUGUGGCUUGUGUAGUCUCAAUGCCAUUGUUGGCAUGUUGUGUGUGUUUUCCCAUUGUGCUUGAAUCUACUAAAUUCUCUUUGACCAUGCAGAGACACUAAGGUAUCGGUGGUCCAAGCCUCCUGUCCAGCUGAGGCCUGUGCUGUAGUAUGGUUCAGAUGUUCUCCUUGCAUCCGGAGAAGGCAUCCAAAACUUCACCCGAGUCAGUCGUAUUGAGCCUGAAUUCUGUCUUCUGUGCUUGAAUUAAUUUUCCAAAGCUAAUCUUCCUAUGUCCAAUAGUAAAAAUUAUCUCUAGCAAACUUCAGCAGCUGGAAGUUACUUGCAGUGUACUUGGGAACGAGUCGUUUGCAGUGACAGAUUGCUGCAUCCAGUACUUGGCACUCUGCCCUCAGAUGUUACAAUUAAAAUGUUGAGAUAGCUUGUAAGAAUUGUUAAAUUAAUUACACAAUACUAUAGUAAUUAUCCUGAUUUGUUUCAGUGAAAUUAGGCUAAAACAUCAAUGCAAACAGGGGAUUUGUAGCACUUAAGUUACCCAGUCCUAUCCAGAAUUAGAAGUUUACCAAUAUUUGUGGGUGGGGAUGGAGGAGCAGGUGUUUCUUUCUCAAAGUUUUCAGAAGGCUUCUGAAGCCAAAUAGUCCUGAUGUAAUCCUGUGGGAGCUCUAUAUGAUUUAAAAAAAAAAAAAAAAACCAACCAAAAAAACCCCCCCCAAAAAACCUCCUCAAAAGCCACUUCAGAACUUUUCUUGGGUGUGUAUUGAUACCUGUUGGUAGCAUGCCUGCGCUGUCGUUCAUACCUUACCAUCCUUCUGCAUUAACACCCCUUCAGUUAAAGUACAUUCCAAAUACUGUUCGUCCCUACUUCACUCUAUUUUUUCAUGUUUACUCCCCCUAAUUAUGUUGUUGAUAAGCUAACAUUUUCCUUUCGGAAUAGAAGAAUGAAUACAGAUUUUGUUUAAAACCCCACCCUUAGUGUAUAGCUAAAGCUGACGAGUAAUGAUAAUAACUUAUGGAAUUACAAGUGUCCCCCCCCAAAAAAAAUCAGUGACUGGUUUUCUUGAGAAUUUUCCUAUGUAAUGAAAGCAAACUUUCUUGAAAGCUGUAAAAGAUAGUUAAUUGAUUGUUUUUCUCUUAAUUAUUAAGAUUUGGGCAAUAGCUUAUUACCAGUAGUGAGUUUGAAUAACGUUUCAUCCUGUUUUGGAGUGGUUUAUGUGAGAACUGAAAAGAUGCUUGAGGUGGAUCUCCUUUGCAGGACAAAGUGUUCUCAUUUUGUGUGUUUUGCAUUAGGCUUAUGAGCAGCAUUUGCUAAGUAAUUGCAUUGUCAUAAUAUCCCAAGCACUUUGGCAUCUUGCACUGAUACUCUGAUUAGAGCUAAAACUCUUCUGGCACGUGACUGGUGAUAAAUCUCAAUAUACGAAAGGGCAUUAACUGAAAACAGUGUGCAAUGAAAUACAUGCUCUCUGAGGUACUUCAAAGAUGAAACUAUACAAAAGGUCCCCGUUAUCAGAUAUUGUAACUGUCAUUUCUUUCUCUAAGCAUAUUGUGGAUUUUGUAUCAUAUUGUAUUUAUUUCAUUUAAUUUUAAAAAAAAUGUUUUCUUUAAAGCUCUGUAUAUAUUGACAUUAAAGUUUGCAUUGUACUACG